Molecule: messenger RNA, 840 nt
Organism: Hirsutella rhossiliensis
Lineage: Eukaryota; Fungi; Ascomycota; Sordariomycetes; Hypocreales; Ophiocordycipitaceae
Product: CAS1 protein
Exons: 1
Coding region: 1-840 (279 amino acids)
Source: RefSeq, a predicted model, not a curated record
AUGUCGUUGAAGGCGGUUGUUGCCUCCAUGAUUCUCAUAGCCGCAAAGCUCGUGGCUGGUCACGCCGCCAUCACCAACGCUUUCGGCGACCAGGGCGGCUUGGGUACGGCACUUGGCAUCAACCCUAAGAUGCUUCGUAACGGAACGAAACGCAACCCCUUCCAGCAGGACUCAACGCGGUUUCGUGGCCGCAGCCGGGCCACUGUUGGCGAGACCAUCGGUGCAGGCGCCAAUUCUAUCGAGCAGGGCACGCAAGCUAUCAUGGCCCAGACAGGCCGCCAGCUGCCCCAGAUCUCGCCCGGUGGCCAGCUAACGAUGACGGUCCACCAAGUCAACGCUGACGGCGCUGGCCCCUUUACUUGCAUGAUCAACUCAGACGGCACGGCUAAGAACUUCCAGACCCUUCAGGUCACCCAGAAUGUUGCCGGUAACAAAAACGGCCGCAACCGCCAAGGCAACGCCUCGGAUAACCCUCUGACCGUGUCCAUCCCGGCCAACCAACAGUGCAGCGGCAACGUCGCCGGCCAGAACAAUGUCUGCUUGGUUCGCUGCAAGAACCCUGCCAAGGCCGGUCCCUUUGGCGGCGUCGUCCCGGUCCAGAUAGUCAAGCAGGGCAGCGGCCAGGCCGGACAGAAAAAUAACCAGCAGGGAAAUAAUCAGCAAGAAAACAAUCAGCAGGGGAAGGCUCAACAAGGCACUGGAAGCGCUACAACUGCCACCGACAACCAGGCCACCGCUGUUGGAAGCGGUGCUGCUGCCAGAACCGCCACCACUGGGAACACUGCUGGAGGAAGUGCCGGUGCUGCUAGUAACAAUGAUGACGUCGAGGAUGAUGAUUGA